Molecule: messenger RNA, 2572 nt
Organism: Vanessa atalanta (red admiral)
Lineage: Eukaryota; Metazoa; Arthropoda; Insecta; Lepidoptera; Nymphalidae
Gene: NGR-A32
Product: tachykinin-like peptides receptor 86C
Exons: 12
Coding region: 416-1648 (410 amino acids)
Biological process (GO): G protein-coupled receptor signaling pathway
Cellular component (GO): plasma membrane
Molecular function (GO): tachykinin receptor activity; neuropeptide Y receptor activity
Source: RefSeq, a predicted model, not a curated record
UUGUGAAAUUAAUGUGCUUAAAUUAAAAAAAGUUAUUUUGGUUUUAAAAAAUAGUGAUACUAGUUAUUGUUAUUUAAAAGUUGUUAAUAGAUUUAAACGGUACUUGGAACCCAAUGCGAAAUAUCUUUACGUCAAUAUCGCGAAGAGCGAAGAAUAUAAAUACUUUAUAAAACUUCAGUUAAAAUGUAUAUAUAUUAGUAUAAAGAAAGAAAGAAAAAAUACUUUACAAGAUAUUUAAGUAAAUUCGCUGAAAGCGUUUUUUGAUGAGAAAAAAAGUGAGACGGAACAUAAUUAUGUGAAAUACUGUGUAUGUGCGUUAAAAGUUUUUACAUAAAACGAUAAUAAUGGUUAUAAGGACAUAUGUGUGCGUGUUAAUGUAACCUGAUAAAAAAACAGAAAACAGUGAAUUAUUAAUAUGGAGGGCGUUGAGGUUAUCUACACAUGGGAAAUGGACUUCAAUCGAAGCCUCCUCGGCGCAGCUACUCUCCUAGUACCUAAGAAACCGACGCCGUCCCCCACGUCGUCUACUAUGCCAGUAUGGGCUCACAACUCAUGGGUCUGUUUGUUUACCGCCAUGCUGACUGUUGCCAUUGGUGGCAAUGCGAUCGUCAUUUGGAUUGUAACAGCUCACAGAAGAAUGCGGACUGUGACCAACUACUUCCUCGUGAACCUCUCAUUCGCUGACUUAAUGAUGGCAUCUCUAAACUGCCUCUUUAAUUUCAUCUAUAUGCUUCACAGUGACUGGGUCUUCGGAGUGCGCUACUGUCAGCUUAGCAAUUUCAUAGCGAACGUGACGGUCGCGGCAAGCGUGUUCACUCUCACGGGAAUAUCGUUUGACAGGUACCAGGCGAUAGUGAGGCCGAUGCGGCCUCGGAUGUCGAAGACGUGUUCACUCAUAAUGAUAGCUGGAAUAUGGGUGAGCGGGAUGCUGCUCGCCAUACCGUGUCUGCUUUACUCGACUACUAAAGAAUAUCGGUCUAAGGGGAUAUUAAAGACCGCGUGCCUGCUUUCGUGGCCUGAUGGUCUGCCUGAUGUCUCCUACAUGGAUUUCGUAUAUCAAGUGCUAUUCUUCGUGGUCACAUACGCAGUGCCCAUGCUCGGGAUGACCUUCUUCUAUUCAGCAAUGGGAAGAGUUCUUUGGGGUUCAAGAUCUAUCGGCGAACUUACACAACGGCAAGCGGACUCAAUACGAUCGAAACGGAAGGUUGUGAAGAUGUUUAUUCUAGUCAUCGUCAUAUUUGGGAUCUGCUGGUUGCCCUACCAUUCCUACUUCAUCUACACGCACUUCAAUCCCUCCAUACUAUAUAUGAAGUAUAUUCAGCACGUCUACCUCGGGUUCUACUGGCUGGCGAUGGCCAACGCCAUGGUCAACCCGAUCAUCUACUAUUGGAUGAAUGCGAAGUUCAGGUCAUAUUUCCGUACGGCAAUUCUGUGCCGUUGGCGAGACACAUGCUUCCGAAGGAAACGGCCGAUGCCAGAAUCGCCACCGGACUUCAUCUCCCAAUCAGGCAGCCGAUCCAGAUCAGGUUUUUACUCGUUAACCUGUAGAGGAGCCCAGAAAUUCAAGAGGAAAUGCAGCAGUCGCAUGGCCGCGCUCGUCGUGUCGGGAGCCCGGCCAGCGGUCGCAGAGACCGCCUUCGCUUGCUAGCUGUCCACGAUGUCCGCACCGGACGUACUACGACGCAUUCAUUCAUGGGCGUAAAGUGUAAACAGAUACGAAAAAUGAAGAACUAUUUCUUUUGUUGGUGUCUAAUUUAAUUGUAAUUAAAUUUUAUAUUUGUACUACAAUGUCAUUAAAAAUGUAUUUAGAUAAAAUAAAUAUUUAUUGAUUGUUAUAUAAUUAAAUCGGCUGUAGAACUGUUCUGUAAAACAAACUCGAAGCUCACUGCACAAUAAGAUUAAGAAAUGUUAAGUGACAUGUCCCACGUCACACUUCAUCGACUGUAAUAAUAAUAACAUUUAACAAUCGUCAUAAUUUAUCUUGGGAAUAUAAGUUUUCAACAUUUUAAGAGUGAGAUCCGAAUUGAGUUUUUACAGAAUAGUGCUACCUAAUUGUAAUAUUCAGAUUUUGAUAUGAGAGGUAAUUUACUCUUAAUGAAUGAAUGUAAAAAAUAAUAAUGUAAGUAUUUUUAAGCCGACUUCAAAAAAAGGAAGUGCUCAAUUUAUUGUACAGUAUCGUAAUAAGAGUAUAGCCUCUUGAGAAGAGUUGGAGUUUAUUCUAUCACUCUUCUGGAAUGCAGGCUUGUAAAUACACAUUACACAUGUUGCAGAAUUUCAGUGAAAUUCAAUACAGCAGGCUUCUUCGCGACGUUUUUCUUCGCCCAUUAUGAGAUAAAUUAUUAACUCUAAUUAAGUACAUGAAAAUUCUGCGAUGCUUGCCUGGAUUUGAUCUCAAAAUCUCCGUAUAUAAUUAAACAUAUCGUCAGUGGAUAGGAAGAAACGCUACAGCGCUAUAUUUUUACUAUUGUGAAAUGAGAUUUAUAAGAAAAACCUUAAUACUCAUUUUCGAAAAAUACCAAUUCGGCGCUUAAGCCCUUCUUCCUUUCUAGUCAUUAAUUAUUUUUUUAUAAAU